UAUAUAAUAAUCGAAUAAUCGAAAUGGAACCUGUAAUGAAAUGAAAGCACUGAACUGAACUAACUCUUGACUCGUGUGAGAGAAUAUCCGCUACGGUUUUGUUUGUUUUCACUCUCUCUCUCGCUCUCUCUAGCAUGGAACCGGAAUCUGGAGUUUCGACUUCUCGGAAUCCUUCUCAGUUGUCCUGGGUGAAUCUCUCUAGGAAUCUGUUAUUAGCAUAUCAGAGUUUUGGUGUAGUGUAUGGAGAUCUGAGCACUUCACCUCUCUAUGUCUUUACAAGCACAUUCAGAGGAAAGUUACAGAAUCACCAUGAUGAAGAAACUAUAUUUGGCACGUUUUCAUUGAUUUUUUGGACCCUUACAUUGAUACCAUUGCUUAAAUACGUAUUCAUCCUAUUGAGUGCUGAUGACAACGGUGAAGGUGGAACAUUUGCUCUUUAUUCGCUGCUCUGCAGGCAUGCCAAGUUUAAUUUACUCCCCAAUCAACAGGCAGCUGAUGAGGAGUUGUCAUCCUAUAAAUAUGGCCCCUCAUCACAGCCUGUAGCCUCUUCUCCACUGAAGAGGUUUCUGGAAAAGCAUAAAAGGUUAAGAACAGCUCUCCUUGUUGUGGUAUUGUUUGGUGCCUGCAUGGUCAUUGGUGAUGGUGUGCUUACUCCAGCAAUUUCAGUUCUAGCAUCCGUAUCGGGAUUACAAGUUACAGAAAAAAAAUUAACUGAUGGUGAACUUGUCCUGCUUGCCUGUGUCAUAUUGGUUGGACUGUUUGCUCUCCAACAUUGUGGCACUCACAAAGUAGCAUUUAUGUUUGCACCGAUUGUAAUCAUCUGGCUUGUAUCGAUAUUUUCUGUUGGGCUGUAUAAUACAAUUCAUUGGAAUCCAAAAAUAGUCCGUGCUAUAUCGCCAUACUAUAUCAUCAAUUUCUUUGUCAAGACUGGUAAAGAAGGUUGGAUUUCUCUUGGAGGGAUACUUCUCUGUAUCACUGGAACUGAAGCUAUGUUUGCAGAUCUUGGCCAUUUUACUGCUUCAUCAAUAAGGCUCGCAUUUGCAUUUGUUAUAUACCCUUGUUUGGUGGUACAGUACAUGGGCCAAGCUGCUUUCUUGUCUAAAAACAUCAACUCUGUUAAUAACAGUUUUUAUGACUCAAUACCUGGACCUGUGUUUUGGCCUGUUUUUGUUAUUGCAACCCUUGCUGCUAUUGUUGGGAGUCAAGCUGUUAUAACUGCAACUUUUUCCAUCAUCAAGCAGUGUCAUGCUCUUGGUUGCUUUCCACGAGUCAAAGUUGUGCACACCUCAAAACAUAUAUAUGGACAGAUCUACAUCCCAGAAAUAAACUGGAUACUUAUGAUUCUAACUCUUGCUAUAACCAUUGGAUUUCGGGACACAACCAUGAUUGGAAAUGCUUAUGGACUCGCUUGUAUGACGGUUAUGUUUGUGACUACAUUUCUGAUGACACUAGUGGCAAUCUUUGUCUGGCAAAAAAGCGUCUUCAUUGCUUUAGUUUUUCUUUUAUUCUUUUGGGUGAUAGAGGGCGUAUAUCUAUCAGCAGCAUUCAUCAAAGUGCCUCAGGGAGGAUGGGUUCCUCUUGUCUUAUCCUUCAUCUUCAUGAUUGUUAUGUAUGUAUGGCAUUAUGGUACUCGUAGGAAGUAUAGCUAUGAUCUGCACAACAAAGUGUCAUUGAAAUGGUUACUGGGUUUGGGCCCAAGCCUUGGCAUUGUCCGUGUCCCAGGGAUAGGUCUCAUAUACUCAGAACUGGCAACAGGAGUACCUGCAAUAUUUUCCCAUUUUGUAACAAAUCUUCCUGCAUUUCACAAGGUGUUGGUUUUUGUUUGUGUAAAAUCAGUUCCUGUUCCAUAUGUCUCACCUGAAGAACGUUUCCUUAUUGGGCGAGUUUGCCCUAGACCAUAUCGCAUGUAUAGGUGCAUUGUCAGAUAUGGGUACAAGGACUUUCAAAGGGAUGAUGGUGACUUUGAGAACCAUCUCAUACAGAGUAUAGCAGAAUUUAUCCAAAUGGAAGCAGUGGAACCACAGUUCUCAAGUUCUGAAGCUUCUUCACUUGAUGGGAGGAUGGCUGUUAUAAGUACUAAAAACCUAGAAUCUACUUCAAGCUUAGUAGUUUCUGAGCAUGAGGAUACUGGCGUGGACAUCUCCAUCCCUAGCAGCAGAUCUGUAACCCUACGAAGUUUGCAAUCGGUUUAUGAUGAUGAAAAUCCACAAGUUACAAGGCGGCGAGUAAGAUUUCAGCUACCUAACAAUCCUGGUAUGGAUCCUGCUGUUAGAGAAGAGCUUUUGGAUUUAAUUCAAGCUAAGGAAGCCGGAGUUGCAUAUAUAAUGGGGCACUCAUACGUGAAGGCAAGGAAAUCGUCCUCAUUCUUGAAAAAGCUCGUCAUUGAUAUUGGGUACUCAUUUUUACGGAAGAAUUGCAGGGGUCCAGCUGUAGCUCUUAACAUUCCUCACAUCAGUCUUAUCGAAGUUGGAAUGAUAUAUUAUGUCUAGUUCUUGGUGUAAUUUACAACUUAUCCUGGUUGAAGGUAACUAUGACCUCAGUCGUAGGAAAGUGAGUGUAACGGAGCCUCUCUUAGGCUACUUUUAUUUUUGCUUUCGCAGCUCUCUCCCAAUGUGUAAUUACAUAACUUAGUUGUAAUAAUUUCGUGUUAGAAGAUUAUUUAGAUAUCAGAAAUAUUU
Molecule: messenger RNA, 2678 nt
Organism: Gastrolobium bilobum
Lineage: Eukaryota; Viridiplantae; Streptophyta; Magnoliopsida; Fabales; Fabaceae
Product: potassium transporter 4
Exons: 9
Coding region: 135-2489 (784 amino acids)
Biological process (GO): cell tip growth; potassium ion transmembrane transport
Cellular component (GO): membrane
Molecular function (GO): potassium ion transmembrane transporter activity
Source: RefSeq, a predicted model, not a curated record